ACCCGACCAGAACCCCCCACCCCCCGCUGGGCCCGGCCCAGAUAAAGGAAGCAGCGCCAGCAGGAAGCUCAGAGGCAUUUCUGCACUGAAACACUGAAUCCGUCUGAUUCAGGCUCAGGAUUUAACACAACAGAGAGACGAUAAACAAUCAGAGAUGGGGCUGCUGAACGUCGCUCUCCUCGUUGUCGUUCUCCUCGCGGCGACGAUGGAAGCUAAACCAAUUCGCCACAGACACGACGCCGACAUCCCCGACAAGAACCAGCCGCAGCGGUACCUGGCGGAGCUUUCCGAAGGGUCCGAGGAAUCCUCCGAGGAGUCCUCCGAGGAAGAGACUGAGGAAGAGGAGGAAGAAGACGAAGAAGACGAAGUUGUGGACGUGACGGACGCCGUCACCAUCCCGCCCUUGGUGGUCGUGACCACGGAUUCGCAGACGUUCACCUCGGGAGACGGCAGCACGCUGGCGCCGGAGCCGGAACCGGACACGGCCAACACGGCCGGCCCGGUGAUCAUGGUCCGGGAGACGACGCCGGAGCCGGAGGCGACCGCCGUGACCGCUGCGGUCACCACCGCGGAAGUGGUUCUGACGUCACUAAGAGCUACGGACAUGAGGGGAGAUAUCUGAAACUGCGUUAUGAUUAGGUCAGGGGGGUUCACAGUGUGGAGCGGGGGCCAUUUGUGGCCCCUGCAAUGAAUGAGUGUGGCCCCUGAUUUUAUUUCAAGAUUGAUACAAGUUUCUAUUGUAUUUUUAUUUAGGACAAAAUAAAAUAUUCUGGCUACGACAGAGUGUUGGGACCACAAUAAUAAUAAUAAUAAUAAUAA
Xiphophorus couchianus (Monterrey platyfish) is the source of this 819-nucleotide messenger RNA. RefSeq names its product bone sialoprotein 2-like. Bases 155 to 622 code for a protein of 155 amino acids. The transcript is spliced from 3 exons. The record is from RefSeq and is a predicted model, not a curated record. Lineage: Eukaryota; Metazoa; Chordata; Actinopteri; Cyprinodontiformes; Poeciliidae.